AAAAAAAUUAGAUAUGAUAAAAAUGGCCAUCUAAGAUCCCAAUUUACUGAUAUUAAUUUCGCUCGAUCGGAAACUAUAUUUGACUCAAAGGUUGUGAAUUCGAAGGAUUUUUUCGGGUUUUAUACUUUGUUUUGGGUAGUUGUGUUAAUCAUUUUUACUAAUAGGUUAUUUCAAAAUUUCAAGAAUAAAAGUUUUCAAUUUCAAAUUGUUCAAAUUUUAAUCAAGGAUAUCUUUAAAAUCGGCUUUACUGAUUUAUUAAUGUAUCUCUUAACGUUUUUUUCUCUUUUUGUUCAACAUUUAAUCAAAUUGAAUUAUUUGACUUGGGAAAAACUGGGUUGGCUAAUUGAAAGCGUUAUUGAAUCAUCAAUCGUGUUCUUCUCCAUUUGGUUUUCAAAUUUCAAUAAUUAUCCAUGGAUUGGAAGAAUCUUUCUUUUUCUACAUUCUUUAGUAUUAAUAAUGAAAAUUCAUUCUUAUGCUUUUUACAAUGGUUAUCUUUGGAAAAUUAAAAAUGAGUUAAAAAACUCACUCAAUUUAUUAAAUCAUUAUCAAAAUAAACUAAAUAAACUAAAUAACUCAAAUGAAAAUGAAAAUGAAAAUGAAAAUGAAACGCCAAAACAUCUCAUCCAUUUUUGUGAAUUUGAAUUAAAUACUCAUUCAUCAAAGGAUUCCACUUUUCCAAAUAAUAUCAAUGUUAAAAAUUUUGUUCAAUAUACACUCUUCCCAACUCUAGUGUAUCAAAUCAUUGAAUAUCCAAGAACUCAGAAAAUUAGAUGGAAUUAUCUCUUAAUUAAAAUCAUAGCAAUAUUUGGUGUAAUUGCCUUAAUGACAACGUUAGCACAAGAAUGGAUGUAUCCAAUUGUUUUGAAAAUAUGUUCUUUGAAAGCGUCUUCAUUCACAGAUAAAUUAAAAGAGUACCCAUUUGUUUUUCUAGAUAUGGUUCCUCCAUUUAUCUUGAUGUAUCUUUUGGUCUUUUACUUGAUCUGGGAUGCAAUUUUAAAUGCAAUAGCAGAAUUAACAAGAUUUGGUGAUAGAGAGUUUUAUGGUUAUUGGUGGAACUCUAGAGGAUGGGAUGAAUUUUCAAGAGAUUGGAACAAACCGGUGCAUUUUUUCUUAUUAAGGCAUGUUUAUCAUUCUUCAAUAAGCUUUUUAGAUUUGGAUAAAAACUCAGCGACAAUUUUUACGUUUUUGCUAUCGUCACUAGUUCAUGAGCUCUGCAUGUUUGUUUUAUUUGGUAAGUUGAGAUUCUACUUAUUUUUCAUGCAAAUGUUCCAAUUGCCAUUGGUGGCACUUUCAAGAACCAAAUACCUUAAAAACAGAAAAAUCCUAGGCAAUCUUAUAUUCUGGUUGGGCCUAGUAACUGGUCCUUCGCUCACCUGUACAUUAUACCUAACCUUCUAA
Molecule: messenger RNA, 1398 nt
Organism: Ascoidea rubescens DSM 1968
Lineage: Eukaryota; Fungi; Ascomycota; Saccharomycetes; Ascoideales; Ascoideaceae
Gene: ARE2
Product: sterol acyltransferase
Exons: 2
Biological process (GO): ergosterol metabolic process
Cellular component (GO): endoplasmic reticulum membrane
Molecular function (GO): ergosterol O-acyltransferase activity
Source: RefSeq, a predicted model, not a curated record